Messenger RNA from Trachemys scripta elegans, 3274 nucleotides. It is a transcript of the gene ENPP4, whose product is annotated as ectonucleotide pyrophosphatase/phosphodiesterase 4. The record is from RefSeq and is a predicted model, not a curated record. NCBI's taxonomy places the organism in Eukaryota, Metazoa, Chordata, Testudines, Emydidae. The coding region runs from base 266 to 1720 and encodes 484 amino acids. The transcript has 5 exons.
UCCGUUUUGGCAGUUGGGGCUGCCGUUGAAGGAAGAGAGGUGGGUUCGGUGCGCAGGCGCGAAUGCUCCGUUCGUUUCUCGUUUUGUGAGGAAACCGCGCAGCAGUGAGCGAGCGACCUUCUGGCGCUGCCUGGGGACUCGGAGCGGUAACUACAGCAGUCCAAAACCUUCCAUCUAGACAAGCUGUUGGCCUUGAUCUACUAGCAAAGGCUGUUGCCAUAAAGAAUUUAUGAAGACAGGCUGAAAUUCUACUCUUUAAAAAAACAUGUCUACAGCUGGUGCAUCAAUCAGGGGUUGCAAGAGCUUUAGUUUUGACACCCUGAAGGUACAUCAGAUUGGCUGCUGGGAACACUUUGAAAUGUUGUCCGCAAUGAAAUUAAUGUUCACACUCUUUCUUUCUGGAAUUCUAGCCUGUUAUGGUGGAAAUGCUAAUUACAAUUCAAUACUCCUGGUGUCCUUUGAUGGUUUCAGGGCUGACUAUCUAAAAAACUAUAGAUUUCCUCAUCUCCAGGAGUUUAUUGAGGAUGGUGUGUUGGUAGAACAUGUUACAAAUGCUUUUAUCACAAAAACUUUCCCAAACCAUUACAGCAUAGUGACAGGCUUAUAUGAAGAAAGCCAUGGCAUUGUGGCUAACGCAAUGUAUGAAGAAGAUACAAAGAAGAAGUUUUCAGAGCUUAAUGAUACAGAUCCUUUCUGGUGGAACGAGGCAACUCCUAUUUGGGUGACAAAUCAGCAGCAAGAAAAUAGAAGAAGUGCUGCUGCAAUGUGGCCUGGUACUGAUGUAAAAAUUAAUAACACAAUACCUCAUUUUUUUAUGAAGUAUAAUUAUUCAGUGACAUUUGAAGAGAGAAUGGAGAACAUUAGUAUGUGGCUGAACAACUCUAACCCACCAGUUACUUUUGCUACCCUCUAUUGGGAAGAACCAGAUGCAAGUGGGCAUAAAUAUGGACCAGGAGAUAAAGAAAACAUGAGAAAAGUGUUAGAACAAGUAGAUAAUCACAUUGGUUCACUUAUUUAUAAACUCAAGACAUUGGGAUUGUGGGAGAACAUUAAUGUCAUAAUUACAAGUGAUCAUGGAAUGACCCAGUGUUUCCCACACAAGCUGAUUAAACUGGAUGACUGCAUUGGCCGUGGUAACUACACUCUAGUAGACACGACACCAGUUGCUGCAAUACUGCCAAGAAAUAACAAAACCUAUGUAUAUAACUUACUGAAAAACUGCAGCACUUCCAUGAAGGUGUAUCUUAAAGAAGAGAUUCCAGACAGAUUCCAUUACCAUCACAAUAAGCGCAUUCAACCCAUAAUUCUGGUUGCAGAUGAGGGCUGGACAAUUGUACAAAGUGGGUCACUUACAAAAUUAGGUGACCAUGGCUAUGACAAUGCUCUCCCAAGCAUGCAUCCGUUCCUGGCUGCUCACGGUCCUGCUUUUCGCAAAGGCUACAAGCAGAACACAAUUAAUAAUGUUGAUAUCUACCCAAUGAUGUGUCACAUCCUCCGAUUAAAACCUCAGCCCAAUAAUGGAACCUUCAGCAACACCAAGUGCUUGUUAGUUGACCAGUGGUGCAUAAAUCUCCCUGAAGCAAUUGGAAUAGUUGUUGGUGUCCUCCUAGUGUUAACUACUCUGACCUGCCUUAUAAUAAUAAUGAAGAAUAAAGUGUCCUCUCCACGUCCGUUCUCCCGACUUCAGCUACAAGAGGAUGACGAUCCCUUAAUUGGAUAGCAGAUGUAGGAAGUCCUAACCUCACUACUACAUAAAUAUUAGGGUCUGGAAAUAAGUAGUAUGUUUAAUCUGCAAGUUUGCUGAUCAUUCUAUGAUGCACUUUAAACAGUACUCAUUUAAAAUUGCCUAAGAUGUACAGACAAAAACCUGUUGAACUGUUUGCCUCUGCAUCUUGACUAACAAUUCAAUAGCACAAGAUUCACAAAAAGAAUCUACACUGAAAGGAUCCUGUGUUUCCUACUGGAAAAGGCAUUUAACAAGACAAAGAUGUUAGUUUUGCAUUCGGAUAUUUACACACUUGUAAAAUAAAAUGUCAACUAUAAACUAACUAGGCUAGGAGUCUGAAUUUUAACAUUUGUAAAUGAAACUGGCUGCAUUUUGUAUUAAAUUUAAUAGCAGUGAUCUCUUUACAAUUCUUGCACUCCUGUAUCAGUUGGAAAAAUCUGGCCUGGGUCUUAGACUUUAAGACCACUGGUUUUCUGGCUGGUGUAUAUUUGUUCUUGGAAACAGAGAUUCCAAUUUCUUGUAUCUAAAUAAACCAGCAAUAGAAAAUUCAGCACUAGUGGCAGUUCUCCCCUGCAACUUAUAUAAGUCAAGUUGUACAAUGUUCAUUGUUUAACUAGGAUGUGGUAUAAUCUAAAAUACAGGAAUGGGUUUAUGGAUAUUGAGGUUCUUGUAACCACUUCUGACUUUCUGCAUGGCCUUGUGCAAGUCAGUUGACUUUUCUCUACCGCAGUUUCCUCAUCUAUAGAACUGGGUUGACGCUUCGUUACCUCGCAGAGAUGACUUUAAUAGUGAGUUUGUUUGUGAAAGGUUUUGAGAUUCUCAGGUGGAGGUCUUGAAGUACAAAGUACUAUUAAAAAGAAGAAUAUGAAAACAUUUCUCAGAUAUACCCCUACUUACCUACAGGCAGUCUUUCAUAUACACUUAAAGACCCAAGUUUGGGAUUAUUAUUAAUUAUUUUUUUUUAAUGGGGACCCCUUACUUCAGGGUUCAAAGCUUUCUUUGGUUAAAACAUGACUGUAAUAACACAUGAAGAAAAACUUGGUUUAGGGCUUAGGUAAGGAUAUGAAAAACCAAUGGACUUUAUCCUAUGAGGAAGGGUACCUUUUUGGAUCUAAACCUAUUAACAACACAAUUUUAAAGUUCUAUUGUAAACUAAUGGUAUUUUCUGAAAACCACUGAACCUUUUAGUGAUGCAGUAUGAUUUGCUAUAUGCUACUUCACUCCCAGCCUGCUGAUCAGGGCUUGAAGAAAGAGCUCAAAAGUGCUGAGCGUUGCUCUUGAAUGGUGCCUUGCUGAUACUCAGAGUGGCAGUGGUAGCUCCAAAGCGAGCUGCAUCCAGUUUUCCAGGGGUAGAAAGAAUGGAAAAUAAAGGGAAUCUAGAAUUAGUCACCUUUGUGUAUAUGUGUGUGUAUAUAAUGUGCUUAAGAUCAGACUAUUUUUUAAAUGGCUAGUGCCUUAACUUGGUGAAAUAUUUAUAUUUUGAUUGUAUGUUUUUGGUUUCUGUGAAAACAUUUUGCAUAUGUAAAAUAAAUUUUAGAAAGUGUCAAA